AUGGUAUAUCGUAUUAGAAACUAUGAUAGAAUACCAUCUGUAUUAAAUGUUAUUAUAGCUGGAAAGGAAGGUGUAGGCAAGUCAUCAUUGGUUCGAUCUCUAACAUCUCAUCCCAUCUCAAAAGAGACACCAGCUGACUUUACAGCAGAUGAAAUAACAUUUGAUGGUUUCAGUGGUAUAAAGUAUAGAUUGUGUUUAUCAGAUGAUGUGUAUGAUAAAGAUACAUAUACAGCUGAUAUGGUGGUAGCAAUAUACGAUGUAACAGAUAGAUCUACUUUGGAUCACUUUUCAAGGUUUCAUUUCCCAUCUUAUAGUGGUCGACAAAGAGCAUUUAUAUUGGUUGGCAACUUUGAUGAUAAAGAGGGACGAGAAGUGUCAUACGAAGAUGGUAUGAAACAAUCUAGUGAAUGGGGAUGUAGUCUAUUCUUUGAGAUUGGAUCAUCAUCUAAAAAUGAAUUUGUAUCGGUCAUGGAGAAAUCAUUCUUUCAUCUACUCAACCAAAUGUAUAUUAAAUUAAGAAUCACAGCUCCAUCAACACCAUGUAAUACUAUAGCCAAAAGAUUUAUAAUUGAUGAAGAUCCUCCUCAUCUAAAUAAUCUAAAUAAUCCAAAUAAUAAUAACAAAAAAAAGAAUCAAUUACAAUUGAAAAAUAAUAUUAUAAAUAAUAUAAGUAAUAUUAAUAAUAAUAAGGACACUAAUGUAAUAAUAAUGAAUGAUAUAAUAGAAAAGAAUAGUAUUAGAAAUAAUAAUAGUAAAGAUGAUAUAACAAGAUUAUUUAAAUCAAUCAUUAGAAACAAGUAUGUUGGAUCUAUAGUUUGGAGACAAGUUGCGAAUAUUCAUAGACAGUUGGAUGUACAAGCAAGGAGAUUUAGAGAUAUGACAUUACUAUGGAUCAUACAUAACAAAUAUUUUGAUUUGUUUGAUGCAAGAUUUAGAAAGGAUAUGCCAUGGCAGCUGGAUCAAAUUGAAUUUAUUUGUUUCCUAAGAUCAAAUACCAAUUAUGCUAGAUAUUGCUUGGUGACAGACGAGUAUCCUCUACUCUUACAAGAAUACAAAUUCAGUGCACUCAACGAUUGUUUUGUCAACAUAUACCCAAACAUUGAUAUACUCCAACACAUCUACCAAUACGGUAACAAUACAUUCCUGUCAAGGUUUAUCGAUGACUAUACCGCCAUUAUUCAAGCCAUCCAAAAUGAAAAUAUCGAACUGGUUCGAUUCUAUGUAGAAAAACUGUGUCGUGGUUCAUUGCCAAGUAUCACCUACAACCUAUGUAAAGCAGAAGCCAAAGCUCUCAAAUCAAAAGAAAUACUCACCUAUCUAAAAGAUAAAUCAAGAGAUAAGAAAUCUAAAAAUACUCUUUUAUCUCUUUUAAAAUUAAAAAAGUAA
Cavenderia fasciculata is the source of this 1386-nucleotide messenger RNA. RefSeq lists its product as uncharacterized. The transcript has 2 exons. Gene Ontology annotation, biological process: signal transduction. Gene Ontology annotation, molecular function: GTPase activity; GTP binding; GDP binding. Gene Ontology annotation, cellular component: plasma membrane. Lineage: Eukaryota; Evosea; Eumycetozoa; Acytosteliales; Cavenderiaceae. The record is from RefSeq and is a predicted model, not a curated record. The coding region runs from base 1 to 1386 and encodes 461 amino acids.